AUGGCUCUUCACGCGGAGUAUCCCGAAUUCCCUCCAAAAGUCGACAUCAGGGGCCAGAUUUACGAUGUGCUUCCGAAUACCUCGUCUACCGACUGGGCUGGCGUCGAUGCUAGCAAGGUGGGGUUGAGCGUCGUCUCAGAGCUGUCCGAAGGCCUCCAGAGAAGACACCAACCUUCCGUGGUCAAGCUCUUCACUGGCAAUGCGACCGGGGCGCACUGGAAAGAUACGCUCGCAUUGACGGCUCAUCUGCGGACCUUCAAUGGCAGCAAGACGGUCGCAGCCGCACUCGUGGAGCUCAGCCAACUGCGGAGGAUCACAGCGGUAGAGUUUGGUGCAGCGCAAGUGGUGAAGGCGAAUGAGGAGCUGGCGUGGGUCGACUGUAGCUUCUACUUCAGCACGGAAUCCCCGAGAGCUCGAUGUAGAGGAAAGCUCAUGCUACUCCCCGACGGGGCCGACGGCGAAUGGAGGAUCUGGUCGAUGAGCACAUGGUUGACGAACUUUGAAGAUCACCUGGAGGACGAAACUCUGUUGCGGCAGCCUUCGGUACCGCUACCCACGGAGACCGACUUUAGGACCGAUGUGCUCGUCAUCGGGGGAGGCAACGCUGGUGUCAUUCUGGCGGGAAGACUUAAGGCGCUUAAUGUCGACUAUGCCAUCGUUGACCGAAACAAGCAGGUUGGAGACAACUGGCGCUUGAGAUAUGACUGCAUGCGCUUUCAUACCUUCAAGUCAUUCUGCCAGACCCCAUACAUCCCAUACCCUGAAGAGGCAAGUGAUGCUUUGACGAAAGACGAGCUGGCCGACCAGAUCCACGCCUUUGCUCACGAGUUUGACCUCAAUCAACGGAUACUUCACCAGUCUUCAAUAGUGGCCACCUCGUAUGAUGAAGGCAAGAAGUUAUGGAGCGUGAAAAUCGAUGAUGGUGCACGGGGAUGCGAGCGAGCGGUCACAUGCCGAUCCCUAGUCGUGGCGACAGGCGCUGGAUUCUCAGGAAUCAACGUGCCAGAUCUUCCAGGUCGUGAUAAGUUCAGAGGCUCCAUCGUCCACUCGACGGCGUAUGGAAAUGGACAACAGCUGGUAGACGCUGGCGCGAAGUCUGUGGUUGUAGUUGGCUCUGCGAAUACCGCAUUCGACAUCAUGCCAGACUGUCACAAGGCCGGCCUCCGGACAACCAUGGUCCAGCGAUCGCCGACUUACGUUGUUCCGAUGUCGUACUUCGCCCAUCCCAUGGGCCUCGGGGCGUACGAAUUUCUCCCCAUCGAAGACUGCGACGCUGUUGUCAGUGGAGGGCCUCUGGCAGUUGGAGGUCCUCUGCUCGCCCUUUGCCACGGCAUGCAGGCGAUCGAGGAGCCAAAACGAUACGAUGAAGUAAGAAGGGCUGGUUUACAGGUCGAAGACUCACUCACAGGCGACCUCUUGGUAAAUCUUAUCGAUCGCUGCGGCGGACAUUUUGUCGACAUGGGCAAGGGCAUUGAGCUCAUUACCACCGGCCAAGUGGGCAUCCGCUCGGGGGUCGUUCCAGCAGGCUAUUCCGCUGACGGCGUGAUUCUAAGCGACGGCAGUGAGGUAAAGACUGAUGCUGUUGUUUGGUGCACAGGCUUCGGAAAUUUGGACGUCAGGAAGAGCCUCCCGGACAUCCUCGGACAUGGGGCAGAGCAGAUCGCUAGCAGGAUGGAGUCGACGUGGGGUGUCGACGCCGAAGGAGAGACUCGUGGACUCUGGAAGCGCCAACUUGACGUGGACAAUAUCUACGUGUUCGCCGGUGGCACAGGCCAGCACCGAUGGUUUUCGAAGGUGAUUGCUUUGCAGAUCAAGGGGACGCUAGAGGGAAUCUUCCCAGAUGCGUAUCGGCACACUCCUGGGGCAGAAGAGGGGACUCUUAAGGAGACUAAUGGGGUUCAUUUGCACUCUAAUCUGUGA
Molecule: messenger RNA, 1920 nt
Organism: Colletotrichum gloeosporioides
Lineage: Eukaryota; Fungi; Ascomycota; Sordariomycetes; Glomerellales; Glomerellaceae
Exons: 6
Coding region: 1-1920 (639 amino acids)
Molecular function (GO): flavin adenine dinucleotide binding; monooxygenase activity
Source: RefSeq, a predicted model, not a curated record